AUGCCUCCGCUGAUUACCGUGACCCUUCUGUGCUUUAUGGCGCACAGUCGCAACUUUUUCCCGGGUAUCCCGUACACGGCCCCGGCGUUCCAGAUAGCCGUGGAACAGGUCAACGCGGCGGGCCGGUUGAAUGUGUCGCUGGUUAUUCUCAGCCGCGCCGAUCUGAUGGUAUGCGAUGAUGUGAUCAAGCAGUGGCAUCUCGUCGCGGAAUUUUAUUAUACGCAUUGGGACGGACGCAGUCUAAUGGUUCUCUUUCUCAGCGGAUGUGAAGAAAAUCCCGAUUUACGGAAUUUAGCACGAGAGUGGGAUAUCUUGCUGAUUGGUUCUUCCUUCAACGGGAAUAAUCCGACCAUCUUCCCUACGGCUGUUUCUUUUACUCCUGGCGAUUCCUACCCCCUGAGCCAAGCCAUGCUAUCGGUGUUUGACCGGUUCGACUGGACGAACAUCGUUAUCAUCCACGAGAACAACACGGUGGCUAAUCCCAUCCAAGCCAUGAUCACCAUCCGCAUGCGGGCGGCGCUCAAGCUGAUGCCGGCCACCCGGGCGCUGCGCUAUAGUUUCUUGUAUUUGCCGGCGGAUAGCACCGAUAAACGGCUGCCGUAUGAAGAGCUGCUAAUGCGCGUUCAACCAAUCAGUCGAGUGGUCGUUCUGAUGUUUCCCGCGAAGAUUGUUCGAAUGUUCAUGAUUGCCGCGCAUCGUCUGGGCAUGGCAAACGGCGAAUAUGUGUACAUUAUGGGUGAGCCCUUCAAGAGCGUGCGACGAUGGGGCACUCUAAUCCCGCGACUGAACGACACGGACGACGCGGUUGCGCAGGAAGCGUUUCCCUCGCUGCUACAGAUCACCAGCAACUGUCAUAACGGCGUUAAUAAUGCCAUGCAGACGGUGAUGCAGGAGAUUCGACAGCGCGGGAUCGACCAGUACGACGCGCUGUACGAUGCCGACGAAGAGCCGAAUCCCAUGACGAUGGCAGCGUAUUUUGCCGUCAAAGCGCUUGCAAAGAUUUUCGUUGAAAAUGAGGACAAUGUGGCAUUUUUGAGAAGCGGACGAAACUUGGCCAGGCAGUUUUACAAUCGGACUUUUGUCUUUCCGGAAAUCUCCAUUUCGGUGGAUAACACCGGCAUUCGCAUUAAUCCAUACUGCAUAAAGACGUACAACGCUUCGGCCGAGACAUUUCAGACAGUUAUGCGACAUUUGGGAACGAAAUUGACUGUCUACCAAAACCGGAGCAUCGACUGGCGCACGCCGGAUAAUCAGCCGCCGUUGAAUGUGCCGGUGUGCGGCUAUCUCGGCGAUUCUGGACCUUGCCUUGAAAAGUUGGUGCAAAAGCGUAAUUUAAUUCUGCUUAUUAUUUUGGCGAUCGGCGGUGGUGUCGGGUUCUUGGUUGCUGGAGUUUGGCUCAUCCGGCGGCAAAGCGCAGAUUCCGGCGAAUGGUGGAUUCUCGACGCGGAUGACCUCAUUACGCACGAAGCGUACACCCUGGCCACAGAAUCCGCCGAGACGCUGGAGCGCCGGCAACGAUUGAUGACGAUGCAAUCCGGUAAACGCGUCGUGCAUUAUUACAAAGGUCACCCGGUCUCGGUGACACAGCGUGCUACCUUACGCGCAUUAAAACCGGAGAAUUUUUUACGGGUGAUUGGGAUCGUGGAACGAGAUCGCGCGGCGUUUUUUGUGAUGGAGUAUGCGCCGCGCGGGACGUUAGCGGUGUUUAUGGAUAAAUCCGCCGUGGAUCCGGAAUUGCGGGUUACACUGAUAUAUGACCUUUUAAAGGGGAUUUCCGUAGUCCACGCUUCCAUUUUCCUACGUCACGGCUAUCUUUCGCCCAGCAUUUGCUGGGUAGAUCGGAAUUUCGUGCUGAAAAUCUCCGAAACCGGUUUCUACGAUAUCAUCCGCAACUGCCUCAAUCACAACGCCGAAAUCCCAGCGGAGACCAUCAGCCGGCACUUCAUCGCUCCGGAAUUACCGACACCAUCGUCUCGCGAUCCGUGGAUGCUGGCGCAACACGCCACGCCCACGUGUGACAUUUACACUGCCGGAUGUAUCAUGGCGUGGAUGAUGGAUAACGAAGCCGGUAGCAAAGACCCGGCGCUGGUCAAUCUGGCUGGAAAGUGUCAAAGUGCCAAUUAUUAUGAGCGACCGCUGAUUCGGGAUGUCAUCGCGGAGUACCGGAGUAUCACGCUGGUGACGGAUGAUAAACUCGUGGAGAAUCUUCUGAGGAAGAUGGAGACGUACAAUGGAAGGCUGGAGCAGGUGGUGCAUGAUCGCACCGUGGAACUGCGACGGGAGCAACUUCUGAGUAUGGAGCUCCUGCAGGAAAUGCUACCAAGGGUAGUGGUCCAGCAACUGGUCCGGGGUAUUCCCGUGUCAGCGGAACUAUUCCACCACACUUCCGUGUCGUUUGCCAUCCUGACUGGCUUCCAAGAGUACUGUGCCACGACGCCGCCAGUCAUCGUGAUCGACGUGCUGAACAUUAUCUUCACGCUGUUUGAUGGGUGCCUGAAAGAGUGUGAUGCGUACAAAGUAGAGACCGUCAGCGACUGUUACAUGGCAGCUAGCGGGCUACCGGUUGCUAACGGCGAUAAGCACGCCGGAGAACUUUGCCGUUUGGCGGUGAAUAUGAACGAAUGCUUUCUGUGUAUCCCGCGGUUGGGACGCGAUGGGAAGCUGCAGCUCAAGAUCGGCAUACAGUCCGGUCCGUGUGCAGCUGGUGUUGUGGGCAACAAACGACCGCGCUACUGUCUGUUCGGUAGCACGGUCAAUACAGCGUCCCGUCUGGCGUACAGUGCCGAGCUACUUCGCAUCCAUCUGGGCCCGGAGACAGCCCGCUUGAUCGCGGAGGAAACCAGUUUCACUGCGGUAUCACGAGGAACUGUUAAUCUUAAGGUACUAUGGACCGCGAAACUGAACGGGGUCAUUAAUACAUGA
Messenger RNA from Paramacrobiotus metropolitanus, 2922 nucleotides. Its product is annotated as atrial natriuretic peptide receptor 1-like. Gene Ontology annotation, biological process: intracellular signal transduction; protein phosphorylation; receptor guanylyl cyclase signaling pathway. NCBI's taxonomy places the organism in Eukaryota, Metazoa, Tardigrada, Eutardigrada, Parachela, Macrobiotidae. The transcript is spliced from 20 exons. Gene Ontology annotation, molecular function: peptide receptor activity; ATP binding; guanylate cyclase activity. The coding region runs from base 1 to 2922 and encodes 973 amino acids. The record is from RefSeq and is a predicted model, not a curated record.